This is a messenger RNA of Knipowitschia caucasica, 1587 nucleotides long. The record is from the annotation of a GenBank genome assembly. NCBI's taxonomy places the organism in Eukaryota, Metazoa, Chordata, Actinopteri, Gobiiformes, Gobiidae.
AUGGUGCUGAAGGACACACACGUCCUUGCGCGCUCACCGCCUCUGCACCGGACACCCCCGUGGCCACCGGACUAUAGCGUCAGUACAGAGUGGAGAGAGCCCCACAGAGAGCCACCCAGCAGCGGACAAAGCCCUCAGAGAACCCCCGAGCAGCGGACAGACCCCCACAGAGAGCCCCCCAGCAGCGGACACUUCUUGAUGGGCUCAGAGGAGAGGGCGCGCAGGUAUGCAGAGCUCUUCAGACAGCUGGACCUGAACCAGGACGGACGGGUCGACCUCAGCGAGCUGAGACAGGCGCUGGCGCAGCGGGGGGUGCAGCUGUCCAAGGCGGACGAGAUAGUUCUUGAGAGCGACACAAACCAUGAUGGACUGCUGGACUUUCAGGAGUUCUCCGAGUUCCUGGAGGUUCAGGAGCAGAGACUGUGGCACAUGUUCACGGGGCUGGACCGCAACAGAGACGGCCGCAUCGAUGUGGGGGAGAUCCAGCACGCCUUACACAAGCUGGGGACGGACGUGACACUGGAGCAGGCUGCACAGAUCCUGCAGAGCAUGGACCGGGAUGGCACUGGGACCAUCGACUGGACCCAGUGGAGAGAGCACUUCCUCUUCAACCCGCUGCACAACAUGGAGGAGAUCCUGGUGCACUGGAAGCACUCCUGUAUGUUGGAUAUCGGCGAGGCCUUGACGGUGCCCGAUGAGUUCUCUGCCAAAGAGCGGCGGUCAGGGCUGGUGUGGAGGCAGCUGGUGGCGGGGGCAAUGGCUGGAGCCGUGUCCAGGACUGGCACUGCCCCCCUGGACCGCCUCAAGGUCUUCCUCCAGGUGCACGGUGCGGCCUCCAGGGGGCAGAACUUGUGGGCGGGGCUAAGGGGCAUGGUGCAGGAGGGCGGAAUCCGGUCUCUGUGGAGAGGAAACGGUAUCAACGUCCUCAAGAUCGCCCCCGAGUCUGCCAUCAAGUUUAUGGCCUACGAACAGAUAAAGCGGAUUAUUCAUGGCAGUAAGGAAGGGGGCCCUUUGAGAGUCCAGGAGAGGUUCCUGGCUGGUUCUCUGGCGGGGGCCACGGCACAGACCCUCAUCUAUCCCAUGGAGGUGCUGAAGACCCGGCUGACCCUGCGCAAGACGGGCCAGUACUCGGGGCUGCUGGACUGCGCCCGUCACAUCCUGCAGGCGGAGGGGGUAGGGGCUUUCUACAGAGGAUACCUCCCCAACACACUGGGCAUCAUCCCCUACGCGGGCAUCGACCUGGCAGUCUACGAGACGCUGAAGAACGCGUGGCUGCAGAGGUACUGCGUGGGCUCAGCAGACCCGGGGGUCCUGGUGCUGCUGGCCUGUGGGACCACCUCCAGUACCUGUGGUCAGCUGGCCUCGUACCCCCUGGCCCUGGUGCGCACUCGCAUGCAGGCACAAGCCCUCAGCCAGGACAAGCACAAGCUGACCAUGGUGGGACAGUUCCGGCUCAUCGUCUCUCAGGAGGGCAUCCCGGGACUGUACCGAGGACUCACUCCCAACUUCCUCAAAGUCAUCCCAGCCGUGAGCAUCUCCUACGUGGUGUACGAGCACAUGAAGAAGGUCCUGGGAGCAGCCUCUUAG